AUGGCUGUUUGUUUGUGUCUGGGACGAGCUGUGUUUGCGGUGCUUAUGCGCGGCGACACCAGGAGGAAGGUGGGCAUGGGUAUGGGGUGUGGGAAAGAUGGGUAUGGGUGUGGGGAGGAUGGGUAUGGGGAGUAUGAGUGUGGGAAAGAUGGGUAUGGGGAGGAUGGGUAUGGGUGUGGGAAGAUGGGUAUGGGUAUGAGGAGGAUAGGUAUUAGAAAAAUGGGUAUGGGUGAAAGAUGGGUAUGGGUAUGGGGAGGAAGGGUAUAUGGGUAUGGGGAUAGGAAAGGUGGAUAUGGGGAAGAUGGGUAUGGGUAUUUGGAAGAUGAGUGGGGUUAUGGAGAGGAUGGGUAUGGAAAAGAUGGGUAUGGGUAUAGGGAAUAUGUGUAUGGGCAUGGGGAGGAUGGGUAUGGGUAUGGGAAAGAUGGAAUGGGCAUAGGAAAGAUAGGUAUGGGUAUAGGAAAGAUGAGCAUGGGUAUGAGUAUAGGAGAUAUGGGUAUGGGUAUGAGAAUAUGA
Molecule: messenger RNA, 513 nt
Organism: Penaeus indicus
Lineage: Eukaryota; Metazoa; Arthropoda; Malacostraca; Decapoda; Penaeidae
Product: keratin-associated protein 19-2-like
Exons: 2
Coding region: 1-513 (170 amino acids)
Source: RefSeq, a predicted model, not a curated record